Molecule: messenger RNA, 4452 nt
Organism: Ichthyophthirius multifiliis
Lineage: Eukaryota; Ciliophora; Oligohymenophorea; Hymenostomatida
Product: kif4a protein, putative
Exons: 2
Biological process (GO): microtubule-based movement; mitotic spindle organization
Molecular function (GO): ATP binding; microtubule motor activity; microtubule binding
Source: RefSeq, a predicted model, not a curated record
AUGUAAAUUAAAAUCCAAUAAUACAAAUAACUGAAACAAAUACUGUAAAAAUAAACAAAGAAAAAGAGUUUGAAUUUGACCUUGCAUUCGACACCGAAAAGAUCCUAAAAAGAUAUAUUCGAAUAAUCAAUAAAAUAAUUAUUAGAUAAAUUUUAUUAAGGCCAAAAUGCUGCAAUACUAGCUUAUGGUUAAACAGGGUCAGGUAAAACAUAUACAAUGGGAACAUAAGCAAAUCUGGAAGAAGAAACAAAAGGCAUAAUACCUCGAGCAUUAGAAGACAUAUAUAAAUAUAUAAAUAAUCUUUAAAGUCAUGAUGAAGAGACAGAAUAUCAACAACCAAUAAAAAAGACUCUAAGUAUAUCAUACAUAGAAAUCCACAAUGAAAUUAUUAUAGACCUUUUGGAUAAAUCGAAGUCUUCAAAUAUCCAAAUUCGAGAACUAAAUGACGGAAAGUCAAUAUCUCUGACAGGAAUAACAGAACAAUCUUCUUUUUCAAUAGAAAAUGCUCUAUAAAUUCUCCAAAAAGGAGCAUUGAAUCGUUCUACUUCGGCAACUUUAAUGAAUGAAACAAGUUCUCGUUCUCAUGCAAUAUUUACGCUUUAUUUAACUUAGUAAAAAAUGGACGAAAGUGUUCUUACAAGUAAAUUUCAUUUUGUUGAUUUGGCUGGAAGUGAACGAAUUAAAAAAACAGGAGCAUCCGGAUGUACCCUAAAGGAAGGGAUCAAUAUUAAUAUGGGACUUUUGUGUUUAGGGCAAGUUAUUUUUGCACUAACUGAAUAAAAAAAAGGACAAAAAAUUCAUGUGCCGUAUCGUGAUUCAAAAUUGACGAGAAUCCUUUAGGAUAGUUUAGGAGGAAAUAGUAAUACUUUAAUGAUAGCUUGUGUAAGUCCAGCAGAAAGUAAUGUAGAAGAAAGCUUGAAUACAAUAAAAUAUGCUUGCAGGGCUAGGUAAAUUAGAAAUAAACCAGUUAUUAAUUUUGAUGCUAAUACAAUCUAAAUGAAUUUAUUAAAAGAAUAAUUGAUGGAGAGUUAAAAUGAAAUAUUUAAGCUUAGGAAAAUGAUGGAAGAAUAAAAUUUUGGAGUAAUCAAUGAUUUGGACUUUUUGAAAGUUAUUUAAGAAAAAGAUUAGUUAUUACUUUAAAAAAGUCAAGCUCUUCUUAUUGUUAAUAAUAAUUAUAAACAUAAUUAAAGUUUGUGUUAAUAAAUAUUGAAUGCUUUUUAAAAAUAAGAGGAAGAGGAUUAAAUUUCAAACGAAAAUUAAAGUUUUUAAUUAGAAACUAUUUAAAAAUGUUAGAGCUUGUAAAUAGAAUUGAAUAGUGUAAAUUAGGCGUAUAAUUAAUUAAUGAAAGAAUACGAAAAUCUUACUAAUAUGUGUAUUUAAUAAGAAAAAAUGCAUUUAGAAAAAGACAGAUAAAUAAAAAUUCUUAAAAAAUAAUUACUAUAAUUAAAAGAACAGUAUUAAGAAAAAACAUAACAAUCAGAAUUAUAAUAAGAAGAUGAAGAAGAAGAUGAAGCUGAAAUUUUAAAUGAAGAAGAUUUUAAAGAGAUUGAAAAUGAUCCCAAUUAUGCUUUGAUUUAAAAAAAAAUGGAAGAAUUUGAAAACACUAAAAAGACUAUAAAUCAAUAAAUAAAAGCUCGAAAUGAAGAAAUGCGUAUUCUUCAUAAAGAAUAACUUGUUAAUUAAGAAAAAUUACUAUAAAAAAUGAAAGAGAAAUCAUUUUAGAAAAUAAACUAAAUGGAAAAUGAGGAAAGAAUGCCUGAUAAAAGUGAAUUUGCAAAAGGAAAAAUGUAAGAACUUUAAUAAGAAAUAUAAAAAAAUAAAUAAAAAUUAAAAGAAUAAUCAAAAUUGUAAAUGUAAUGUAAAAAUUAAGAAAAUAAAAUAAAAGAAUUGGCUAAUUAAAUACAAAAAUUGAAAGAUUUAAAAAUUUAUUAUUGUAAGGAAAUGAAAAAAACUAAUGAUGAAUUUUAAAAAUUUAAACAGUAAAAAAUUUAAGAUUUAAUUAAAGAAAAAAGAAAAAAUACUUAAUUUUAGACAGAAAUUUUUAAACUUUAAAAUUAAGCGAAAAUUGCGAAAUUUAAACUGGCAAAAAAUCAAUAAUAAAUUUAAAAACUUUCAAAAACUCAGUAAAUUAUUUCUAAAAUUAAUAAAAAAGUUUCACUUAAAACUUCAUAAAAUAUAUAAUUUGAGUCAAUUAUGCCUUCCAUUUUUGGAAAAAUUAGUUCUUCAGCUGAAAUUAGUAUUUAAAUUUGUAAAGAAGAAUAAUAACUUUUACAAACUUAGGCCUAAAUAGAAGAAGAAUAAGCCAAAUUUAUAUAAAUUAAAGUAUAAAAUCCUUAUAAUACAGCAGAAUUAGCAAAAAAGAAUUAGGCUUUAUAAGCUGAAUUAUAAGAAAAGGAGAAAUAUAUCGAAUAAAUAAAAGAAUUAGAGAAUUUAAUACAGAAAAAUAUGCAAGAAAUAAACGAAGAAACCGAAAUAACUGAAGAAUUUGAAGAAAUGGAAGAAGAAUAAGAAGAAGGCGAAAAUUUUUUUUUCGGAAAAAAUAAAUAAAUUCAACAAUUAAAAUUUAAAAAAAGAAAAGAAGAUGAAGAAAAUGCAUCUUUAAAAAAAAUAAAGAAAAAACCAAAUAAUAUAUAAGAUAUUAUAAAAAUGUAUUAAAAAACGAUUUCUGAUUUAUAAAGAAAGCUAAAAUAAUCAGAAAUUCGAGAAAAGAUUCUCAAAAAAAAGAAUGAAACUCUAUAAACUAAAUGUAUUGACAUCAAAAAAACAUUCUGUAAAGAUAAAUAUAUAGGAAUAGAUGAAAAAAAUCCUUUAAAUAAUAUUACUAAUAACAUUUCUUUACCUAAUCUGACUUCUUAUAAAGAUAAAAGGAAAGAAAAUUUACUUAAUAAUAACUAUUCUGAAUAAACACUUUCUUUUUAAAAAUAAAUCUAAAUUCUAGAUAAAAUCACAAAUUAAGAAAUCUUCAAAUUCUCACAUUAAUAAGACCUAAAUUUAAAUACUUCUUCAUCUGAAAAAAAGGAAGAACCUGAAUUUUGUUUUUCAGAAGUAACAAAUAAUAAUGCAAAUAAUAAUUCUUUUUAUUCUAAAAAAUAUGAUAUUGUAUGUAAAUUUGAGGGUCAUUAAGCCUAAAUAUUUGCCUUAAAAAAUUACUAAAACAUCCUUUUUUCCACAUCCGCUAAAAGCCUUAAAUUUUGGGAUAUUCCAACGUCUAAAUGUAUAACGGAAAUUCCUCAAGCAUCCAAUUUUGUCAAAGGAUUGGCAGUUUUUCCUUAAGAAAAUUGGGUUAUUACAUCAGCAGAUAAAUAUACGAAUAUAUGGGAUGUAAGAAAUUCAUCUAAAAUAGCAACUUUAAAAGGCCCAAAUGAUGAAAUUAAAUAAAUUUUUUUUAAAAAUCAAACAUUAUAUACUGCAGGAAAAGGAAGUAAUAUUUAAGGGGCAUUAGUAUUAUGGGAUAUGAGAAAAUAAUAAAUUAUUGAAGAAAAAGAAAAAACCAAGAUAUUUUUGCACUUCUUUCUUCCAAAAAUAUACUUUAUUAUGGAAGUAGGGAUCAUUAUGUACAUAGAAUUCCUGAAAAUCCUAACUUUUUUUCUCCUGAAUUUUCCACAAGUUUAGAACCUCCACAUUAUGAUAUUGUAACUUCUCUUUCUAUUCUUAAUUAAAAUAUUGUUUCGGCUUCUAAAGAUAGAAAUAUUAAAUUUUGGAAUCAAAAUACGGGAAGUCUUAUUCAUACUAUUUAUUCUAAUGAACAAAUAAUUUGCCUAGAGAAUAACUAAGAUUAUACACUUAAUUAUGUAGGGUAUAGGAAUGGAAAAAUAAGAGUUUUGGGCGAAUUUUCUAAUUAAAAGUUUAAAGACGUGGCUGAAAUCGAUAGUGGAUUGUAGUAAAUUAAUUGCAUUUCUUAAAUUUAAAACGAUUCUAAUGUUUUUGCUUGUGGAUCUUAAGAUAAAUUUAUUAGGUUAUGGAAAUAAAUUGAUGAUUCGGAUUGAAUUUUUUUUUUUUAUGAAUAUAGUAUUUAUACUAAUUUUAUAUAUUAUAACUAUAAUAUUAAAUUAUCUAAUUUAUAUUUUAUAAAUUACAUUUUUAAUAAUAUUAUUUAUUAAAAUGUAUUUAUUUUUAAAAUUUUACAUAUUUAUUUUUUAAUUAUAAGAUUUUAUUAUGUUAAUUUUUAUCAAAAUUAAGUUUAUAAUAAAUAAUUUUUUAAUAACUAUUAAUAAUAAAUGUAUUUUAAAAAUAUUAUUUAUAGUACUUAUUAACUAUUUAAUAAUAAGCAUAAAUUAAAUAAUUAAAAAAGUAAAUAUAUUAAACUUAUAUAUAACAAUAUAAAAAUUAAAACAUAUAAUAAUAUAUUUAUAAUAAUGCAAAUAGAUAACAAUUUAAUAUAAAAUAAUAUAUAAUUUUUUUUUUUUGAAAUUACAAUCUAAAAAAAUACGUAAUCUAAAUAAUUCUUUAUGA